AUGGCCGCCAUCUACGCAACAAUGCACUCCCCUGAAGAGCUGGCUGCCCUCUUCUCCCGUAACAUGACCCUCGAUCCCAUGUCUCAACCCCGGAUCAUGCCCGACCCAAUCAUGAUCCCUGAUCCAGUCCAGCAAUCUCUUACUCCUCAACCCGUUCAGGCCAAUCCUGAGCCUCAACCCCAACAAGGUCGUCCCAUUGUCUACAUCUCCCAACACUACAACCACUCUGCCCACGUCGCUCGCCAGCAGCAACAGCAACAACAGCAGCAGCAAACCCGUCCGGCGUCCGAGCCGCCUCAGAAUGAAUUCGCCGAGGUUGAGAGGGUGCUGAGGGAACACAGCGUCGACACUACUCGCCUAUCACCCGCUCAACUGCAGUUGUUUAAGAGCGUGGAUACGCCGCAGAAGCUGAGGUUGCUUGAUCUUUGGCGGACGUGCCCACCAACACCCAACAACAAUAGUUCCAAUGGAUGGGGGAGUACAACCAUGGAAAUCGAAGAGGAGUCGGCUAGAGUUAGGUGGGAACAACAGCAGGCGCAGCAGGGGCAGGAAGAAGAAAAGAUGGAGACUGAGACAGAGGAAGUGGUUAUGAGCCUAGACGGCACUCCCGCCACAGCCCAACCCGCACAAGACGUAGACGGCCGCUGGAUCGUCGAAAUGGCGCAGAGCUAUAUGGAGCCAUAUAUGGCGGCUGGGUAUGAGGAUUUGGCACGCAGUGAGUACCAAAUCUCAUUAUCAAACAAUAACGGGUUCAGUAGUGCUGAUGCCGGUGGGAUGGCACAGCAAGUCAGCAGCAGCAGCAGCAGCAGCAGCAGCAGCAGCAGCACAGACCCUUCUUGUGCUACAGUCAUCGGCGAUGGAGAUGCUAUGAUUUUUAGGGAGCAGGAGAAGAGGCGUGUGGAUUCGGUGUAUAGGGAUAUGAAUAUGGGAAGGGGGGAGGAGUGGCGGAGGAGAUGUGUAGGGUGGAGGGAUGUGGAGAUGUUUUGA
Messenger RNA from Thermochaetoides thermophila DSM 1495, 987 nucleotides. RefSeq lists its product as uncharacterized. Bases 1 to 987 code for a protein of 328 amino acids. The record is from RefSeq and is a predicted model, not a curated record. NCBI's taxonomy places the organism in Eukaryota, Fungi, Ascomycota, Sordariomycetes, Sordariales, Chaetomiaceae. The transcript has a single exon.